AUGAUUGAUGACGACGAGAGUGAUGAAAGUCCCAAAGGUGUUGAUGAUGGUAAUUGUGGCAAUGAUGAUUCAGAUGAAGAUUGGGGGAAGAAUGCGGUGGAUGAAGGCACUGAGGAGAAAGAUGGUGAAUCGAUCGUUCAUAUACAAUAUGAUAUUUUGAUUAAGAACUCUGAGACAGCUUUGGAUGACCUCAUUGAUUUUGUGUAUCCAGAUAUGUUAUCCAAUUUAUCCGUUGAAAAUUAUUUCAAGGAUAGAGCAAUUCUUGCACCAACUUUGGAUUGUGUCACUGAUGUCAACAACAAGAUGACUGCAGAGUUACCUGGACAAGAAAGAGUCUACUUAAGUUCAGACCCUGUGUGUGCUAAAGAGAAAAAUAUGGAAUUUGAGUUAGAUGCUUUCUCGCCGAAGAUUCUAAAUGGAAUAAAUUGUUCAGGUCUACCACCACACAAGUUGGUUCUGAAGGUUGGCGCUCCUGUUAUGUUGCUGCGGAAUAUAGAUCAAACUAAUGAUUUGUGCAAUGGAACGAGGAUGCAAGUUAGAAGAAUGGAAAAUCAUGUGAUAGAAUGCAAGACUUUAACUGGUAACAAAGCUGGAAGUAUUGUUCUUAUCCCAAGACUGAAUCUAAUUCCAAAUAAUGAAACAUUGCCGGUCAGGUUUCAAAGAAGACAAUUCCCAAUUAUCAUGUCAUUUGCAGUGACAAUAAAUAAGUCCCAGGGACAAACUCUAUCGAAAGUUGGAAUUUACCUUCCAAGGCCAGUUUUCACCCAUGGUCAAUUGUAUGUUGCGUUAUCAAGGAUAACGAGUAAAGAUGGUCUGCGAGUGCUGUUGCAAGAUCAUGGACACUUAGAAGAUAACUACACGAUGAAUGUGGUAUAUAGAGAAGUUUUUGAGAGUUUAUAA
Arachis stenosperma is the source of this 900-nucleotide messenger RNA. RefSeq lists its product as uncharacterized. Bases 1 to 900 code for a protein of 299 amino acids. NCBI's taxonomy places the organism in Eukaryota, Viridiplantae, Streptophyta, Magnoliopsida, Fabales, Fabaceae. The transcript has 2 exons. The record is from RefSeq and is a predicted model, not a curated record.